AUGCCACGAGUGUGGAAAUCUCAGUAUAACAAGAAAACAUGCGGGAUCUUACUAACUCGUGUCGAAUUUGCAGAAUGCGCAGUAAAAUCUUUAGUUCGUCAUAUAGAGGAUCAUGUGGAGGAUUUUAAUUCACAAGAAUAUUAUAACACAUUUGCUAAAUUUACCAACGUUAUGAAAAGGGUUCAAGAUUUUGUAGAAGAAAUUUCACAACUUUCACAACUCAAAAGAUUUAACAACCGUCAAUCAAUCAAGGAUAUGUUGCGUACAAUACUGGAAGAUUUUGACACAUAUUCCUCUAAAUUAAAGUUGCAAAUAUUUGUCAAUACCGAAAAGGACAUGGAAAUUCUUAAUGACGAUCUCGAACAAAUAAAGUUUUUAGUAAAAUCUGAUCUUGGAACCGAAAUAAACGAGAACCAAGAUUACAACGAAAAAUACGUGACAUCUCUUAGCACCGUGCAAGAACAAUAUAAAAUAAUAAAUUAUGAAAUUGAUAAAAGUAAAGUGGAUCUGACGUUUCAAGUCAAUAAAAUUCCUUUCAAAGAACUUAAAAUCCCAAAUGGAUUUGAAGCUAAACGCGGAAGUGUAAUGAAGAGACGUUACAAAGGAAUGGAUGUAGCGUGUAAAGAGGUGAAUAUAGAAAAGGACGAUGAGAUUCAAGCAAAAAAGUUUAAAGCGCGAGUAGCGAUCCUCGAAAAACUACAUAAAUGUAACAGUAUCAUCCAAUUUUACGGAAUGUCAAAUUUUGACGAUAAAGAUUACAUGAUUUAUGGAUGGGCCGAACGGCACAGUUUAAGAGAAGUUUAUGAAAAAAAGAAAUUCACUUUAUGUGAAAAAUCUAGCAUUGCAUUGGAUAUUUGUCGAGGAUUAGUUUUCCUGAAUGCCACCGGGAUAUAUCAUCACGAUAUACGAUGUGAGAAUAUUCUUAUGACUGCUAGAUGGGAACCAAAGAUUGCAAACUUUACAUUUGCAAAGGAAAUGGAGAAGGAGACAUCGGAAAAAAAUCAUCAGUGUUCUGUUAAUUGGAUGGCUCCCGAAAAGAUGACAGAAUAUCUACCUGAACAUAAAAAGUAUCCUUAUACUACAGCUUGUGAAAUAUUCAGCUUUGGGAUGUUACUUUGGGAGCUUAGAUAUGAAAGAAUACCGUAUAAAGGAAAAGAUACGCAGGAUUUGAUAGUUCAUGUGAGAUCUGGUAAACGAGAGGAACUGAUUUAUAAUUUAUCACCAUGCGGAGAUGACAAAAAAUACGCUCAAAUAAUUAUAAGAGGCAAAUAUUUGGUUCAUCACUUUAUUUGCCUCUUUCCUAAAAGUAGUAAAUGUGAAGAUAUUGCACCCGCAGGAACGACGCAUAAUUUAGAAAGUACAUCUACCAUCAAAGUAAUACCACCUAUUGAAGAUGGCACUAAAGCGCUCAAUAAAAAAAAUUACAAGCUUGCUUUUGACAUUUUUAAAGCGAACGCUGAAGCUGGUAAUACUGAAGCAAAAUAUUGGAUUGGUGAAUUUUAUUGGAAAGGAAAAUUUGUUGAAAAAGAUCGAUACGAAGCAUUAAAGUAUUACGAAAUGGCAGCCAAGGAAGGUUAUACAAAAGCAAAAUACCAAUAUGCAAUUUCAUUUCUCAAUUUAUACUUUGAUGAUGAACCACUUUUACAAAAAAAGAGCCGUUACAUUAUUGGUAAUUUAAGAACGGCAGCGUUAGAUAAUAAUGCAGAGGCUGGAUACUUAUUAGGAGAAAUACACCGUGAAGGAAAACUGCAUACUAAGGUGGAUAAAACACUUGCAAAAGAAUAUUAUGAAAUGGCGGCAAUGAAAGGUCAUAAGAAAGCGAGCGAAGUUUUAAAAAAAUUGGAGACCGAAAUGAACCAUGAAAUGGAGUAA
This is a messenger RNA of Acaulospora morrowiae, 1872 nucleotides long. NCBI's taxonomy places the organism in Eukaryota, Fungi, Glomeromycota, Glomeromycetes, Diversisporales, Acaulosporaceae. The record is from the annotation of a GenBank genome assembly.